Lodderomyces pseudojiufengensis is the source of this 2022-nucleotide messenger RNA. RefSeq lists its product as uncharacterized. The transcript has a single exon. Gene Ontology annotation, molecular function: protein binding. The coding region runs from base 1 to 2022 and encodes 673 amino acids. The record is from RefSeq and is a predicted model, not a curated record. Lineage: Eukaryota; Fungi; Ascomycota; Pichiomycetes; Serinales; Debaryomycetaceae.
AUGAAAAUAUUUCUUGAAUUACCAAAGGAGAUUUUGUUUAAGAUUGUCCAAUACAUCAAUGAUCAGAAAUUGCUUGAAGAGUUACUUUCAAUUCCAGAAUUACAACAACUAGUGUUGAGGAAAAGGUAUUAUAAAUUUCAAUUAAAAAAUACUUUGGAUCAAUUGAAUAAAAAUGAAGACGGAGUAGGAGACAUUGCUAAGUUGAUAUCAUUAUACGAAAACUAUGGAUUUAAACCUGCAAGAAUUAUAGCUGAUGUUACCAUCAUUAAUCAAUUAUUUAAUACAAGAUCUUAUGAGUUUCAAAAAACAAGCGGCUCCAAGCGAAUGAAAUUAGAUAAGGUUACUAAGGCUCAUCUAGAUCAGAAUAAUGAAACCGCCAGCUACAAGGACAUAAAUUUUGAAGUGCUUUUGCCUACAAACACUACAUUUGACGCGUUUAAAGGCAUAAUGGAAAAAAUGAAAAUAGUAGGAUUAUCUGUGCAAACUGAUAAUCUGAAUCCAUCUCGAUUUCGCGAUGAUCAGAAAGAUCUAUUCCUAGAUGCAAUCAAAAAUUUUAAAUUGGAAUCUUUAGAAACCUACUAUGUGGCUAAUUUUCAGGUUCAAUUUCCAGUAUCACUAAAAAAAUUAACUUUAAAAAAUCAUUCCACAUGUGAGAAUCUUAACUUAAGUAGUUUAAUUCAUCUUGAAAACUUUAAAAUGAAUGAUUGCACAGGUAUUAAUUCAUUGAGAGAUCUUCAGCUUUCGAAGUCUAUUAAAUUUUUGAAGUUUGAAUUAUGUGAUAUGGCAACUUUAGGUGAUUUAACAACAUAUAACAAGUUGAAUGUUAUUGAAUUUUGUGGUUGUAUUAAUUUAAUUGACUUUGUCAAAUGCUCUUUCCCAAAUUCGAUGCAGAAAAUUAUAUACAGUCAUGACACCAGUAAAGGGACAAUACCUGAUUUGAUAAGGGAGGUAAGAGCAGGAGAAAGUACACAAUUUGAUCUAGGUGACUUUACUGAAGAUGGUAUAUUCCUAGGUGUUAAUUUUAAAUUUCCUUCCAAAUUAAAAGUGUUAACCAUUAGUAACCGGAGUGAUUCAUUAACAUUGGGAUCAAACUUGAAUUUAAAAAAUCUUAAUACAUUAGUGCUAGAUUGUAUCAGAAUUGACUUGAUUGGUUUGUUAUUGGCGUUGCCAACGCAAAUGUUUGAAAUUAUUAUUACUUCUUGUCACAUUUUGAAGGUUGACACAAUUGCUUUAUUUCCAGAGCUGGAGGUAAUAAGUAUUUUAUGCAAUACCCUGGAAAACAGUUUCAAAACAAAUUUAAAUGGAAUGAAGGGAUUGAGGCAUUUGGAAAUUGCAUGCGAUAAUGAGGGCAUUAAUAAAGCUACUGCUCACCAAUUGAUGAGCCCGUAUUCAAAUACUGGCAAUUCUUCGCUUGAACUAUACGAUGAAAGCAGAAAGGAAGAGAUCUUAGUUGUUGAUUUACCGAAUGUUAAUAACAUUUCCCUUGAAAAUUUGGUCUAUGAUAGGGAUGCAAGCUAUAAUCAAAUAGAUUUAACUACUUGUGGUAAUUUGAAAUGGUUAGAAUUAACGCAUUUGACGUUUCAUCAUUUAAAUCUUGAUAAUUUCCCGGAUUCAUUAGAGGUCUUGUCGAUUUCCGAAAUGAAAAUAAAACUGAUUAAUGGGAAUUUUGGCAAAUUUAAUAAUUUAAAAACAUUAGAGUUGGUACGUACUGAAAUAACGGAUUCAAUGUUAGUUAAUAAGACAUUUCCCGCAAGUUUGGAGCAUUUAAAUUUAUCUGUCAGUGUUGAGAAUUUGUCAUGUUUAAACUUAAGGGAUUGUAUUAAACUUCGAUUAUUAUUUUUAGAUAAUGCUAAGCCCUCGAAAAUGAAAUCACCAUUAGGCGCAAUUGAAUUGAGAGACUGGUUUCUCGGAUUAGUCCGCAAUGCGGGUGAUAGACACAAUCGGGCAAUUUUAACGAAUUAUGCCCACAAAACAAUUUUUGAAAUUUUUAAUGGUGUUGAGGUUAUUCAGUUGACGAGUUAG